Messenger RNA from Cygnus atratus (black swan), 717 nucleotides. It is a transcript of the gene FAM162A, whose product is annotated as family with sequence similarity 162 member A. The record is from RefSeq and is a predicted model, not a curated record. Gene Ontology annotation, cellular component: mitochondrion. Gene Ontology annotation, biological process: cellular response to hypoxia; neuron apoptotic process; positive regulation of release of cytochrome c from mitochondria. Bases 114 to 569 code for a protein of 151 amino acids. The transcript has 5 exons. Lineage: Eukaryota; Metazoa; Chordata; Aves; Anseriformes; Anatidae.
GAGCGGGGGCAGGGGCGGCACCGGGCGGCAGCCCCACGGCGGGGACGGGGACGGGUAGCGGGGGGGGUGACAUUGAGGGGCCCCACGCCGCGCUGCGGGCUGCGGGCAGCGCAAUGUGGGGCCGCGCCGACAGGGCUGUUAAACUGCUGGAAAGAAAAAUUCCCUCAAUUCUGAGGUUGACUAGAGGAGUAGAUCUGAAUAUAAACAGAAGGCUUUGCAGCAAACCCCUCAAGGAAAGUCCACCUCAGCCAAGAAGUCGGUCUGCCUUAAGGGUACCUGGACACAAGCCUACAGACUGGGAGAAAAAAUGUUUGUUGUGGGCAGGCCAUUUCAAAAAACCAGAGGAUAUACCAGAGACUGUCUCGAUUGAAGCAAUCAGAGCAGCACAGACCACACUGCGCGUGAAGGUCAGCUAUGUAAUGAUUGCCUUGACUAUACUGGGAUGCAUAGCGAUGGUGAUUAGAGGGAAGCAGGCCAUAAAAAGGCAUGAAACGCUUACAAGCAUAAACUUGGAGAAGAAAGCUCAAUGGAAAGAAGAAGCUACUCAGAGUACAUCUGCUAAACCGUAGAGGAAGAAAUGAAGAAACCAAGGAUGGGGGAAGAAAAGCCUGAAGUCCUCCUCAGCACUGGGAGGAGGAUAUAGUCACAUCUUUCUUGUAGGUUCUGUACUCUUGUGUAUAAGAAUGAAUACCUGUGAUCAUUAAAAACAGAAACAUC